Molecule: messenger RNA, 3045 nt
Organism: Pomacea canaliculata
Lineage: Eukaryota; Metazoa; Mollusca; Gastropoda; Architaenioglossa; Ampullariidae
Product: Krueppel-like factor 6
Exons: 4
Coding region: 259-1287 (342 amino acids)
Biological process (GO): regulation of transcription by RNA polymerase II
Molecular function (GO): RNA polymerase II cis-regulatory region sequence-specific DNA binding; DNA-binding transcription factor activity, RNA polymerase II-specific
Source: RefSeq, a predicted model, not a curated record
UUCUUGGCGUUCCGACAGAAUGUGACGAUCGAUUUGAUUGGUCAGAUCCCCGUGUUCCCACAGCGCGUGUACAAAUCUCCUCCACGCAGCCUGCCCCCCUUCUGAUUCAGGAGGUAAUCGGGGCUCAUGCAUGAAUGACUUGUCCAGGAGGGUAGACCGACCACAACAAACUCCAUGUCGUGCCAAAGUUAAUCCCUGACAGAGGCUGUUGCUAUCACCACUCAGUCGCCAUUAGUGGAGCUGUGGUUGUCCCACACCAUGGAUGUGCUGCCGAGCGGGAGUAUUUUCAGAGAGCUGCAAGUUGUUCACGAAACCGGCUAUUUCUCGGCGCAGCCGUCGCUGGAGGAUCGCUGGCAACAGAAUUGCCUGGAGAUGGAGCGUUACCUCAAGAGCGAGCCGAGACUAACAUCUUACAAGCGCCUGGGCACCGACGCCAGUCGGAUGUGGGAGGGGUUAGCAUCCGGGGCCGGGCGGGAGUCGGAGCUGGACCCCGACACCGACAUCCCCGACGACGAUGAGCUGGAAGAUGACGAAGAGGAUGAAGACGAGGGCGGCGAUGAACACGACGGGGAGGAGGAGGAAGACGAAGAAAACGGCGACGACGAGUUCGAGGCCGACGAACGCAUCCGGGCGUUGGAGCUGCUGAACCUGAACGAUCGGCCUGCGGACUCGGUCAGCCUGCACAGCUUUUCCUCCACCUCGUCGGCUGUCUCGUGGGACUCCAACAUCUCGGACCCUCCGCUCUCACCUGUGCGGCCCUCAAAGUGCAGUGACCUCUUCGCCCUCAAGCUGGUGGCCGCACCUGGACGCACGGAGACCGUGGCCCUUCGCUCUAGUAUGGCCUCCGCCUCGGGUGAGUUGGCCAGCAAGCAGAGACUGAUCUUGGCUCCCAGUGUAGGGGGCCAGCCAUCCUUGGCCAAGGUGCGCCCCCACAGUGCGCACGCAGGUCUUCACCGGCCUCUGGCCCUACCCGGGUACCGGUCACGCACAGAGAUGAGUCCUGACAGCCGACGCCGCGUCCACAAGUGCCCCUACAGCGGCUGCAAGAAGGUGUACACCAAGAGCUCGCACCUGAAGGCACAUUUACGAACACACACAGGUGAAAAACCGUACAGGUGCACGUGGGAAGGCUGUGAAUGGCGAUUCGCGCGCUCGGACGAGCUGACGCGACAUUUCCGCAAACACACGGGCGCCAAGCCCUUCCAGUGUAAGUACUGUGACCGAUGCUUCUCGCGGUCCGACCACCUGGCGCUGCACAACAAGCGACACACCACCGUGGACCUCUAGCCCUCCACAGUCCAGCGGCGCAAGCACCAAGGGACCUUCGCUAUCCCUCCCUCGCAACGGAGCGGCUCAACCGCCCUGAACGACUGUUCAACGUCCACCCUGGCCACUGCAACAGAGUUCGAAUCUUUUGCUGCCGUUGUUGUUGUUAUCUCCUCAUCGCUGCCAAUCUCACAUCUUCCUCAUUCUCUCUGAGAGAGCUUGAGGUUAUCAUCGGGCACUCGAUACUUGCGUGGCGACGGGAUGAGAUGCGACCAGGGGGGUAGAGACAGCACCUGACCAACAAAUUUGUCUCGAUUUUUUGGUUUGUUUUUCUUGUUGUUUUUGUUUUUGUCAUCGCAUCGGCGGGUCCUAUGAGAUUUGCAGCCAAAAAGAAUGUGCACGUCACUGCAGCUCAAAGACUCAAGAGGAACGAGAAUUGAGGAUUAGAGGGAAAAACCUGGUGCGGACUGUGGAGUGCAGGGCGGGGUGUGGGAGUGGGAUUAGGGAGAAGGGUGCAGACGUGGAGCAUCGUAUAGGUGGGGUGGGGUUGGGUGAGACCGGGGUUGUGCAGAUUGAUGUGGAAAGGAAUAAUGGAGAGGGAGGGACGUGUGACCUGCAGAGGUUAUGUAUGCCAUGUGGCGUUUUUCAGGAGUUUCUGCGUGCAUGGCGGCCAGUACCAUCGGAGUGUGCCCUGAGGAUUUCGCAGUCUUCUCGCGCACUUCAUGUCUGUGGUGGACGCUCCAGAGACAAGUAAGGGAACCAACCCACCAAGUAGACCCUCAGCACAUAACUCCACCCUCCCACCUUCAGUGCAACCCCGCACCCACCUUUCUGUGCGUGAUCGUAAAGAUCGGUCUUGGUCACGUGUUUCAAGUGCCGAACCCUCCGCACGAGCGCCGGGAGCUCGUGCCUCUAAAGGGGCGCCAUUUGAGGUCUCGUAGAAACCUUGGUGGCGACACUGUCGGCAUCGCCUUCAUGUCGACCUUUUGACGUUUGGCACGCGGACAGGUGUGCCUGGACCUCAGCUGCCAUUCCACGGUAAACAAGAGACGUGAAGACGAUAAUGAUAAUAUGCCAAAAGAAUGGAGAGGCUGUUUAGGAGUGCACAGACGUCUUCGCCCCUUGAAGGAUUUGAAAUACAGAGGCUUGUGAGUCGGAUCCCAUAUAUGGUCUUGUGAGCCGCAGUGCGUUCGGAGAUGGUUUCAAUUUUUUUUUCUGGUGGUUUAUCAUUCCACAAACAUUGACUAGUGUGGACAAAUGUGCGGAUACAAGGCAGCCUAUAGUAUAGUGUCUCAAGACUAUUGUGUUUUGAAUGCGGGCUAUGUGCUUUUUUGUUGCAAGAUUGUGCCAAUAUUUGUUUUUAUAAAGUCUUAGAUUUAUGUCGUGACUGUGUCCCGACAUUGUUAUAUAGUAGCAGAAGACUACUUUCCCAAUUCUCCCACCCCACCCCCCAAAAAAAAAAAUUAAAGCUUUUUUUCCUUGUUACAGAAAGGUUCCUAUUUUACCCAUCCCCCAUUCCCCCUUUUUAAGACAAUUGUGAUUCGCACGCUGUUUGGGCAGGCAAACUGUACAAUGAAGAGGAAUUUUUUGUUUUUGCUAUUGAGAAUGAUGAGACAGCAUCGAAGAUGUCUGAUAUUGUGCAUGCACAGAUGUUACUGAUUUGGGGGAUUUUACUGUUGUUGUUAGUCGGGAGGAUUUUGUUGUUGUUAUGGAAAUCUUUGUAUGAAAAUCAAAUAUUCUCAAUUAAGGAUUAAUUAGAUUACGAAUGAAAACUUUUUU